Molecule: messenger RNA, 5867 nt
Organism: Theileria parva strain Muguga
Lineage: Eukaryota; Apicomplexa; Aconoidasida; Piroplasmida; Theileriidae
Gene: Ascc3
Product: Sec63 Brl domain protein
Exons: 14
Coding region: 173-5851 (1892 amino acids)
Cellular component (GO): nucleus
Molecular function (GO): nucleic acid binding; ATP binding
Source: RefSeq, a predicted model, not a curated record
UUAUUAUUUGUUUUUAUUAAAUUAAAUUAAUAAAUAAGAAAAAUAUAAAUACACGUUAUAUUAAUUUUCGUAAUACUGUUAAUUUUAUGUAUAAUAUGCAUAUUAGUUCAUCUCUCGAAAUUGCUAAAGAUUGGAAUCUUUACUAUUUAUGUGUAAAAUUAACCUAAACUAAAUGGUAAAUGUAACUGAUUACAUAACAAGUCCCUACGAAUUGAGGAUUCCAUGGGACAGCUUUCUCCUGAAGUACCAGCUCCGCUAUAAUUUUUUCUUUAAAGGAAAAUCUGAAGAAAAUAAAGAUAAUGAACUGGCAGAGGAAGAUGAACUGAAGUAUAUUGAAACUGAGGAUGCUGGCACUUUUACCUGGUGCCUCAGAAACUGUAAGAGGAUUUGUGAGACUUCAGAGAACCUCUCAUCAGUUUCGCUCAUGAAUCAGAUUCUAACCUUAUUAAAAGAAGACAAUUCUGAAAUUAUUGCUUCAGUUUUGUGUGACACUUUGGGCUUCAAUAAUCUUAACUUUAUCUCAAAGCUUAUAACAUUUCGGCAGAAUUUAACCAGGCAGUGGCAAUCAAUGUUGGAUAAACUAUGUACAAAAAUCCGUUAUAACAAGUUAGAUGACGCCAACUAUGAAAGACUUAACAGGGCAGUUAUCCAGAAAACUGGAAAAGAUCUUAGAAGUCAAAAGAAAAGGCUUGAAAUUCUACUUUCCCAAAUACCACCUCAGGACUUGUUUUGCCUAAUUGGCCUUGAUUUCAAGUCAGAAAAGAAACUUAAUGCCAUAACUUUUCCUAAACAACUAAGUCUAAACUUAAUUAAAGAAGAUAAUGAAAUUUAUGAAAAACUCAUCAUACCACCAUCUGAAAACCGAAUUGUUCCUAGCGAAGAUGAGUUGAUACCUAUUUCAACGUUACCUGAAUGGGCCCAAAAGGCAUUUGUUGGUAUUGAAAAGUUAAACUUAAUUCAGUCUAAAGUAUUUAAUUCGGCCUUCAAUACACAACAAAAUCUUCUGAUAUCCGCACCAACAGGUUGUGGAAAGACAAAUGUGGGACUUUUGUGCCUGUUACAAAACUAUCGUGAGUAUUUUGAACAGGGGAAGAAAUGUGGAAAGGUUAUAUACAUUUCACCAAUGAAAGCUUUAGCCUCAGAAAUUGUUGAAAAGUACUCUAAAGCUCUUACAGGCUCAGGCCUUGUGGUAAGAGAAGUUACAGGUGAUUUUCAGGUUCCAAAGAGUGAAUUGGAGGAGAUUGAUAUUCUGGUCACAACACCUGAAAAGUGUGAUGUAGUCACAAGAAACUCAUUUUCAACAGCAACUCAGUCUGACGACUCAUUUCUCACAAGAGUCAACCUCAUUAUUUUCGAUGAAAUUCAUCUUUUAAAUGAUGAACGAGGACCUGUGAUUGAGUCCAUUGCAGCCAGAUUUUUCAGACUAAUUGAGUGGACACAAGUGACUAGAAGAGUUGUUGGAAUGUCAGCCACACUCCCAAAUUAUGAAGAUAUCGCAGCUUUCUUGAGAGUCCCUCCGGAACAUACUUACUACUUUGGCAGAGAAUACAGGCAUGUGCCACUUCAACAAAUUUUCUACGGAAUUAAAAAUGAUGACAUUUAUAAGAAUAAUAUGUUAACGAUAUGUUUUGAUCACAUUGUGGAGACUCUGGAGAGUGGUAAACAGUGUAUGGUGUUUGUUCACUCGAGGAAUGAGACGUUUACAACGGCAUCUAGAAUUGUGGAAAUGAUUAAUAGAAGUGAAAAGUCUGACCUUUUCCAGCCAGACUUGGCACAAGUUAAGAGAUUUUCAUCUCAAUUAAUGAGACGUAAUAACCUUAAAUUAUUGUCCGAUUACUCAAUAUCAAUACACCACGCAGGAUUGAGUAAAUCUGAUAGAGAUUUAGUGGAAGAAAUGUUUAAAAGUGGAUUAGUAAAGGUUUUAGUGUGCACGUCGACACUUGCCUGGGGAGUUAACUUGCCAGCACACUCAGUGAUAAUCAAGGGCACAUUUAUUGGAGGAGUUGGAGUUGAUAGAAAUAUUAACAAUUUGGAGCUGAAUCAGAUAAUGGGAAGGGCGGGAAGACCUCAAUUUGACGUUGAAGGGAAGGGCAUUUUAUUAACUGACCAUAAAAAUUUGUACAGUUACGUUAGAAUGCAGACUGAAAGAGUACCCAUAGAAUCCCAGUUACACGUGCAUUUGGAGAAUUUCCUAAACGCAGAGAUUGCAAUAGGCUCAAUAAACAAUGACACUGAUGCUCUUUUAUGGCUACAGUAUACAUAUUUGUUUGUUAGGAUGGUUAAAAAUCCCUUGUUCUACGGGAUUAAUGGUGACGAUGAAGACACACUACUCAAGUACAGACAUGAGAUAAUAAAAAAUGCCGCUAAAAAUUUAAAUAAGUCUAAGCUGAUUAGAUAUUCGUCAAAAACAGGCGAUUUUUCUUCAACUGAUUUGGGUCGAAUAGCAGCCAGAUAUUACGUAGACUAUGAAACCACACAUAACUUCGCAUCAUCAAUAAAUCCUCUUUUGUAUUACCAGGACGGAAUAAUGAUGGAUAGAUAUGCUAACAGUAGAGCUGACCUGAUUAACCACGAAUUUAUACUUGAUAAGCUCAGUGAAUGUAGGGAAUUUGAGUCGAUAUUAUAUAGAAAUGAGGAGUACGACGAAUUGUUAGACUUGAUGAAUUCACCUUUAGUUAUAUAUAAGCCAAAAGGUGGAAUAAACCAUAUUAAGAACAAGGUUAGUGUUUUAAUCCAGGCCUAUAUUGCGAAGUUAUUUAUCAAAACCUCAAGCCUAGUUACUGACUUGAACUUUAUUGUUCAAAAUAUUCCAAGACUGGCUAGGGCCUAUUUUGAAAUUUCAAUGUGUGAAACUGUUUGUGGUCCCCCAGUUGAGCAUAUUCAUGACUGGGUUUUAAUACUUGAGAGGCAGAUUUUUAACAGUAAUGUCCUCUCAAAUUUCACUUCUCCCAUGAACAACCUCACACCCUCAAAAGACCUUGGGCUACUUUCAACCAACUUGGUCGAUAGAUUCAAUAGGUUUAAACUUGAGGAUAUUAUAAACUUCAGUUACCAAGAGGUUUUAGACAUUGUGAGGUCAAAACAAGAUGCCUCAACUAUUUCCAAGUACAUCAAGUACAUUCCAUACCCUGAGGUUAAACUCUAUAAUCAGCCAAUUACUGACAAGAUCACCAAGUUGACUGUCUCUGUUGAGAUUAAAAAUGACUGGAGUAGGAGAUGGAAUGGUUCUAAUGAAUCUUUUUAUGUUUGGGUUUGCACCAGUUCCCGCCUACUUUCACAGUCUCAGGUCAGUUUUACCUCCAAAGGUGUUCAGUUUGUAGAGUUUUUUGUUCCUAUCCAUAACAGAAAUGAGCCGUUUUGUGUUAAAAUAUUCUCAAGUAAUUGGCUUGGAUUGAGUUUUGAAAUUUCAACAAAGCUUCAAGCUCCAGGUGAAGGGUUUAACUCAGCCGACAAAUAUACUCCACUCCUGAAACUUAAUCCGUUACCUACAAGUGUGUUGAAACAGUAUAAUGUGUACAAUUUUCCCUAUUUUAAUCCUCUUCAAACUCAGGUUUUUCAUAAAGCGUUCAUGACAGAUGAGAGCCUUGUGGUUGCCGCACCCACUGGAUCUGGGAAAACUCUUGUUGCUGAACUAGGUUUAUUCAGACUAUUUGACAAGUUUCCUGGCAAAAUAGCUGUUUACAUUGCUCCUCUCAAAGCUCUUGCACAUGAAAGAUUUAAGGAUUGGUGUAAGAAAUUGCAUUUUAAAAAUAUACUUCAACUUACUGGGGAUACAUCUUCUAACAAUUUGGAUGGUCAAGUGCAUAGUGAGAGAGAUGAGUUGGAGAAAUAUGAUAUUGUAAUAACAACUCCUGAAAAGUGGGAUGGUAUUUCUAGACAUUGGAGGAGGAGAAAACUUGUUACUAAAGUUGGCCUGGUCAUUAUUGAUGAGCUACACUUGUUAGGUGAAUCCAGAGGCGCUAUUAUAGAAUCUAUCAUAUCAAGACAAUACACCAUUAAUCAUUCUACAGGAGUUGAACUCAGGUAUAUUUGUCUGAGUACUUCAUUGUCAAAUUUGAAUGAAAUUGCCGAGUGGAUGAAUAUACCAAAUGUCUAUAACUUUUCACCUGCCGUUAGGCCUGUUAAAUGUAAUUUAUUUAUCGAUGGGUUUUCCAUAAAGGCAUACUGCCCUAGGAUGAAUUCGAUGAAUAAACCUUGUUUUGAUACCAUAAUAAGACAUGAUCACAGUUCGAAUGUUCUUAUAUUUGUUUCAUCCAGGAGACAAACCAGGAUGACUGCACAAGACCUCGUCGGAUUAUUACAAUUUUAUAACAUUUCCUUCUCAAAUACUAAUGAUACCUACUUCUUCGAUGAUGAAUGGUUAAAUACUUUUGUUCCCAAUGGCAUAGGAAUACAUCAUGCAGGGUUGAGUACUAAGGAUAGAGAACUAGUCCAGGACUUGUUUUUAAAUGGUAAACUUAAAGUGUUAAUUGCAACAUCGACACUUGCUUGGGGAGUUAACCUACCUGCAAAAAUAGUCAUCAUCAAAGGAACUGAGUUUUAUGAUGGUAGAGUUAAAAGGUAUAUUGACUAUUCUGCAACUGACAUAAUACAGAUGGUUGGAAGGGCUGGAAGGAAUAUUUAUGAUGGCGAGGCUUACGCUUAUGUGUUCACUGAGACGAGAAAAGUUGGUUUUUACAAGGCCUUUAUGUUCACUCCUUUCCCAACAGAGUCGUUUUUCUUGGAGAAAAUUAAUGAUUGCCUAAAUUCCGAAAUUGCCACUGGCUCUGUUACAACUAAAAAAGGCGCUCUUGAUUAUCUCUCCCGUACUUUUCUCUACAAAAGGCUGAAAUCAAAUCCCAAAUAUUACACACAGUCACCUAACCCAUUAUAUGAGGAUAAAGGAGAUGUAAUAAAUGAUGGGAAUAAUUCAUUGAAUUUUGUAAAGUUGAGUGGUGUGGAUGGGACUAAGUUGGAGGACAUUUGUGAGGCGAUAGUUAACAACGCGAUUUCAAGUUUGGUUAAAUUGGGGUGCGUCUCACUCGAAUACCCUGAGGAUGAACUUAAAAUAAUCGAACAUGGACUUUUGGUCCCAACACUAAACGGGAUUUUUGCCUCUCAGUACUACGUAAACUGUAAAACUGUCCAUGAGUUUUCUAGUAUUGACUUUUCGGAGAAUCUUGGCUUCUAUGAAAUCGCCAGAAUACUAUCAAACGCAACUGAGUUUAACUUAGUGCCUCUGAGACACAAUGAAGAUGUUUAUAAUGUUCAACUUUCUAACCUUUGUCCAAGUAAAAUAACUGAAUCUGAGGCUUCAGACCCUAAUGCAAAGACGUUUUUACUCUUCCAAGCGAGACUAUUUAACUUAAAACUGCCAGUAUUUGAUUAUAACAAUGAUACCAAAUCGAUUCUUGAUCAGUUACCCAGAAUAAUUCAGUGUUUACUGGACAUUUUCAUCAUUAAUCGGAAUUUUAAAAAUGUGGAAUAUUUACUAUUACUGUACAAAUGUCUUCACUUGGGUCUAAACCCCUUAAAUCUACAACUGGUAUUUGAAGUCAACUACGAAAUUAGUGUAAAAGUCAACGGUAUUUCCAAACCUAAAGGAGGAAAGUAUACAGUCUCAAGUGAUGUUGUCAAUUUGACUGUUAUGCUGGAUGAAAUGAAUCAAACUAAUGAGUUUCACUAUUUAUUUCUGGUAAAUCACUCAACCAAUGUCAUUUAUGGUUAUAAAAAGGUCUAUAAACAGUCUCUUCACACAUUCAAGUUACGUAUCGACAAGGCCGGUAAUCUGACUUUACUUUUAAUAUUAUCAUGCCCAACUCUCUUGUCAUAUGAUCAACAAAUCAUUUUAAACAUUAACAAAUCAACCUAACAUACUAUUAUACACA